AUGCAGGCUCUCCUAUCCAAACUCCCGAAAAUCUGGAACCUUGUGGAUCGGGUGGUGGGAAAAGAUUUGGGGAUGGGUAAAUUUCAGUUCGAGUUUGAGAAGGAGGAGGAUAUUGAUGGUGUCUUAAAGCUACAACCAUAUCAUUUUGAUUAUUGGAUGUUAGCUUUGGCAAAGUGGCAACCGAAGAGGACCAUCCCAACAUUUGAAAGCAUUGGAGAGGCUAUUGGAAGGGUGAUCGAGGUAGAUUUGGAACUGAUGCGAGUAUUGGUGGUGGUGGAUGCCUUCAAGGAACUCUGUUUCGAAACCUCUGUUGACUUCACUGGUGGAGAAUUCUAUGAAGGGGAGGAAGUACCUAUUCUAUUAAGGUACGAGAAGUUGUUUGGGUACUGUGAGGCUUGUGGUAGUCUCUGUCAUCAAGAGGCAAAAUGCCCAUUGAUGAAAGGGUUCAAGCAGCAUCCUGAGAGAAAGAUGGAGAUCCGCGAGGGUAGUGGAGGAUGGCAUGAAGGGAACAAACACGACGACAGGGCUAGAAGCUUCAAAGGGGUGGUGAUGAAUGGUAAUGGGGCGCAACAAAAUCGUGAAAGGGAUACAAAGGAUUACUAUGGUAAGGGGAAGGGUAAAAUGGUUGAGGAAACGGAUUCUAAAUGGGUGCGAGUUGCUGAUAGAAGUAACAGGAAACCUUCUGGAUAUAAAGGCAAUGCUAGAGGAAAUGGGGAGGAAACGAGGAACAGAACAGUGCGACAGGAUGAGGAGAGGUUCCUUGAUCAGGAAGGGAAGAAAAAAGAGACUCCUAGACAACAAAUUUGGUCGCAGGAAGAGGCACAGGAGGAAGGAGAGAUUAGGACUGAGAGGGACGACAAUCAGCUUCCUCCAUCUCAAGGCUUUCAAAGGCAGUUAACUGAAACGCAGGCGAUGGGUGCUGAGGUCGUUUCGGACCCUAAAGACACGGAGAAUGGACUCAAGCAGAUUCAGGGUUUAGUAGAGGGACAGUUGAAGAUAAGGGAGGAUGAGGUGAUGGAAUGGGAUGACCUAGAAGCAGCAGAUGACUUCCCGGAUCUUACUGAAGAAGAAAUAGCAGCGAUGAACCUGGAGCUUGAGGAAAAUGUCGUGCUUGAUGACGUCGACGAGCAACUGGUGAAUGAGGAGGCAAAAGGGCAACAAACAGAGAUGGAGGCGACAGCAGAAACGAAACAGGCGACGAAGAAAAGGCUGUUCAAAUCUACUCUCAGCACGGCAGCGAGCACAAAGAUGAGAAGUGCCAAAGGUCAUGCUUCACCUCGCAAGCGAGCUCCGGUGAAGGCAGGAACGCGUACGGGGGAUAACAGGCACCAGCAGGAGAGUAAGGCUGCUUCACUCUUGCUUGCGGUCCAUCAGAAACCAUAG
Molecule: messenger RNA, 1383 nt
Organism: Raphanus sativus (radish)
Lineage: Eukaryota; Viridiplantae; Streptophyta; Magnoliopsida; Brassicales; Brassicaceae
Exons: 2
Coding region: 1-1383 (460 amino acids)
Source: RefSeq, a predicted model, not a curated record